Messenger RNA from Phalaenopsis equestris, 1011 nucleotides. RefSeq names its product serine/threonine-protein kinase ATG1t. Lineage: Eukaryota; Viridiplantae; Streptophyta; Magnoliopsida; Asparagales; Orchidaceae. Gene Ontology annotation, molecular function: protein serine/threonine kinase activity; ATP binding. The coding region runs from base 55 to 930 and encodes 291 amino acids. The transcript has 9 exons. Gene Ontology annotation, cellular component: autophagosome; cytoplasm. The record is from RefSeq and is a predicted model, not a curated record. Gene Ontology annotation, biological process: autophagy; protein autophosphorylation; peptidyl-serine phosphorylation.
CAAUGAUAAAAUCUUCUCCUUUUUUGUUUUCUCCCAUUUUGGAUUAAUGGAGCCAUGGAGACGGAGGAGGGAGGGGGAGCCAUGAAGGCCGCAGCGGCUGGUUCUGAAGAGAUCGAGGCUUCUGUCGUCGAUUUGGAUGAGUACGAGUUGAAGGAGAGUUUGGGAGGGGAGCCGCCAUUGACGGCGGUGCGGAGGGCGUUGCACCGGCCCAGUGGUCAGGACGUUGCGAUUAAGCGGGUUCAAAUAUCGGGGAUCACUAGAACCCUCAGGGAAUGCUUGGAAUGCGAGCUCAGCUUCCUCGCCAAUGUCCGCCACCCGAAUAUUAUCAGGCUUCUUGAUGUUAUUCGGGGUGAUGGAUGUAUUUUUCUUGUGUUGGAGUUCUGUGCUGGAGGAGAUCUAGCUGCUUACAUUAAGCGGCAUGGAAGACUGCAUGAACAUAUCGUUAGGAAGUUUAUGAUACAGCUUGGAUCUGGGUUGAAUGUAUUGCAUUCUAGCCAUAUCAUCCACAGGGACUUAAAACCUGAGAAUAUACUUCUUUCUACUCCUACAAGUGACGCAAUUCUCAAGAUUGCAGAUUUUGGCUUGUCUAGAGUUGUUCAUCCUGGUGAAUACGCUGAUGCUGUUUGUGGUUCUCCAUUAUACAUGGCGCCUGAGGUCAUGCAAUUUCAGAAGUAUGAUGAUAAGGCGGACAUGUGGAGUGUUGGGGCUAUUUUGUUUGAGCUUCUGAAUGGAUACCCUCCUUUCCGUGGUGGGAAUAAUGUUCAGCUUCUAAAAAAUAUAAGGGACAGCACGUCAUUACCUUUCUCAGACCUUAUCCUUCCUAGUCUUCAUUCUGACUCGAUUGAUAUAUGCAAGAGGCUUCUAUGCAAGAAUCCAGUAUUCCGCUUGUCAUUUGAUGAGUUCCGUAAGCACAAAUUCUUCAAAUUAUAGAGAUAAAUGUCGAGAAGUUGGUCACUAAUGAUACACGUGAGGUAGAUAUUCAGUUGUUCCCUGAUAUCAUGUGAGUGUGGC